Molecule: messenger RNA, 460 nt
Organism: Clunio marinus
Lineage: Eukaryota; Metazoa; Arthropoda; Insecta; Diptera; Chironomidae
Source: the annotation of a GenBank genome assembly
UUGGACGGUUCCACUUGACACUGGCAAGACUUUUACAGUCACACAAAAUGUUCGUGAAGGUGACGUCGCUAAUAUUGUUCGACCACAUAGUGAAAUAAAAGUUACGACACCUUCGGAAGCGCCAGCAAGGAUGUUGCCUCAAGAACAUCCACAAUCAGCUCCACCAGAGCUUUCGGAGCAGGCAUCAAAUCAAAGUCCUGCAAAAUUAAUCGAAGAAAAGAUGAAGCAAAAUCAAAAUCCAUCAGCUAAGAUUGCAACUCAGGAAAAAUUGCAAUAUCAUCGUCCAGUUCCUGGUUCAACAUUACGAUGCUUAGACGAUCCCAACUUCCCUGAUAUUAAUUCACCGCCUAGCGUUGUAUCAGCACGUAAUAUUGUCAAUCCAGGAACAGUGGAAGUUGUUGACAAGGCUCGUGAUCGAUUUGAUCGCUUCUGGGGAAAUACAAACGAAGAGAAAGAGUAA